This is a messenger RNA of Hyalella azteca, 3697 nucleotides long. RefSeq names its product phospholipase D alpha 1. Lineage: Eukaryota; Metazoa; Arthropoda; Malacostraca; Amphipoda; Hyalellidae. The transcript is spliced from 2 exons. Gene Ontology annotation, cellular component: plasma membrane. Gene Ontology annotation, molecular function: D-type glycerophospholipase activity. The record is from RefSeq and is a predicted model, not a curated record. The coding region runs from base 1140 to 3656 and encodes 838 amino acids. Gene Ontology annotation, biological process: phospholipid catabolic process.
AGGUUACCAGUAUUAAAGUAAUUAGUGCCCGUAUUAUGUAAAUUACUAUAGCUAAUACCCUAGUAAUCACGCACAAUCGUGUACCUUAUUAAUAGUUUGUACUAGUCCGACGUCAACGUACGUUAUUGUGGCCUUAGGUCUGACGCAAAAAUACUGCAUAAAUAUUAAAGCCUUCCGACAUUCACAGUGGCGUUGUGUAACGGUUAAAGUGUUACAAAAUUUGUUUUAUUACCAAGAGCUUGUGAGCUGUAGUCCAGCCGGUGAUAUGUAUGUGUUCGUGUGGCUCUAUAGCCUCAGAUUCUACAAAAAACAUAUUCCAGUUUUUACCUCAUAUCUUUUAGAGAAGUGCACUUAGCUCUGUGAAAUUUGUACCAGACCUCACGAGUACUACUAGUAGUGUAUAUACUCAAUAUUUUCCAGGCUAUAAACGCUAAUUGUUUUUAGAUAGGAAGCUAAAUUAUUCCAAAUUGAAGCAAAAAUUACCCACUAUUGCCAUGGGUUGUUUUUAGAGUUCGGGCCUAUAUUGCACCAGUUAAGUUUGUUGGCCCGCCUACUAAAUGCCUACGUGUUGUGAUUAAACGUAACAGUGGCAAUUAACAAGUGCUAGUAAUAUGUGUGGUGGGGUACCAUUAUGGAAAUAUGGUGAGCAACGACGUGAGUAACCGCAAAGUCGUCAGCAAUGAACAAACAGUGAACAAUGUUCCGCAUAUAAUUUCAUUACCAGAUUUGAACUGGUGACUUGCCUAAUAUAACAGACCUACACAGCCCACGUCGUGUAGACAUCUGACCCGACGCCUCAGUCACCAUUCAUUUACCAUUAAGAUCGUAGUUUAUCACACAUCGUUUUCCUUCAAUUACACAACACAUUAUUAAGUAAAGCCUUCAAUACGCUUCAAUAGUAGCGCCCUAUAUUAACUCACAGCGUUCUGCGCCCAAUAUUACCUUUAAUAAAUUACGACGCUACGUGACAGGUAAUAUAGCACUCGCCAAUCAGACUAUUAACCACCCACCAACCUGAGAUUUUACCACUCUAAAUCUCACCACUUACCACUCUAAUCCCACCACUUACCACUCUAAUCUCACCACUUACCACUCUAAUUUACCACCCAUAAUACCAUUCAGCACCCUCACACCACACAAUGUGUAUGCUGUGUAUGGUGCAGCAUCUCGCUGUGGGGAUAUAUAACGCGGGGGCGAGUCUCUGUGGGGUUAGGUCGGGGGAUUACUCUGUCCAGAAUGAGCCCUCUGAGGGGAGUAAAGUCCACCAGACGAGGGGACUUGCCCACGCCCCCAAGAGAAGGGACUGGCGGUACUAUAUAUGCUGUUGUACGGGGCCUUCGGGCGUCGCGGCGACCGGCAACAUGGUCUUCCUGCACGGUGUGCUGUACCUCGACAUCCUCGGGGGCAGGGACCUGCCAGACGUCGAUAUUUCCUGGUUCAGGUCCACAAAGGACGUCUCCGACCCAUACGUGACCGUGGACACUUGCGCAGGGGGCAAACGCAGCUGCCGGAUUGCCAAAACCUCCAUCAUUUAUAACUCCCUGAACCCGCACUGGAGUGAGAAAUACCGCAUCGAGAUGUGCCAUGAGGCCGAGAGCUUCCUCUUCUCAGUCAAGGACUUGGAUCUCCUGAAGGUGGAGUGCAUGGGGUACCUGAACAUCAGGGCUGAGGACCUAUUAAGUGAGGAGCCCAUAUCUGGGUGGUAUCCUCUGAUGAGCAAGAGCGGUAACCCCGCUGGUGCACUCAAUAUUUCCAUGCAGUUCAAGUCGGUGACGUCCAUCACACGGUCCAAUGAAGUGCUCGAUACCAUCUUCCCCAUGCGGGGGAACUGUCAUCUCAAGUUAUACCAAGAUGCCCACACCCCCGCCGUACCUCCCAUAACUGAUGUCCCAGGAACCGACGGAGAACCAUACGAUCCCCCACAACUGUGGAAGGAUAUCGCCCGACACUUCGAAGGCGCGCAAAAACUUAUUUACAUCACAGGUUGGAGCGUAAAGACGGACAUCAGCUUGGAGCGUGACGGGGACCACGAGUCUCUGGGAGAACUGCUUAAGAGAAAGGCAGAAGAAGGAGUGCGUGUGCUCCUCCUCGUCUGGAACGAACUCACGUCCACGGACAUGUACACUCCUGGCGUCAUGGGCACCCACGAUGAGGAUACCAGGAUAUACUUCGACGGCACUGAAGUCGAGGUCGUCUUGGCGCCACGCACCAAAAACAAAGGUAAAGUCAUGGAGACGAAUUUCGUGUCAACGUGUUACACCCACCACCAGAAGUCCGUCAUCCUCGACGUACCGAUAGAGGGUGACGAUGAGUGUAAACGUCGCUUAGUGGCGUACGUCGGAGGUCUGGAUCUAACAGACGGCAGGUGGGACACGCCCGAUCACCCCCUCUUUAGGACGCUUCCUGUCGAACACUCGAAUGAUUUCUACAACGGAUGUUGUCCUUCCAAAGUUACCGUGGGACCACGGCAGCCCUGGCACGACAUUCAUGCUUACGUUGACGGCCCAGCAGCCCUUGACGUUCACGACAAUUUCGUGGAACGCUGGCGCUGCCAAGCCCAGGACAAGGAGAACAGACUAUACCCUUUGUCAGCACGCGACUUCGAUCUCGAUUACUCGUCAUGCAGCGGCAACUGGAACUGUCAGCUGUUCAGAUCCAUCAACUCUGACUCUGCCCACUUCCGAACCGACGUCUUGGACAAGCUAUUGAUGAGGAAGGGCCGCCUGUACGAGAAUACCAUCCAGAGGGCGUACGUGCAUCACAUACGGCGAGCCAAUCGAUUCAUUUUUAUCGAAAAUCAAUAUUUCCUGGGCUCUUCGCAUGGCUGGCUCGUUCAAGAAGCCAAGUGUACACAUCUUGUCCCCCUGGAGAUCGUAACGCGGAUCACCCGUGCGAUCGACGAUGGCGAAGACUUCCGGGUAUACAUCCUGGUACCCAUCCACCCAGAAGGAGAUCCAGCCUCAGGGGCGGUGCAGGAGAUCUUGUACUGGCAGUACCGCACCAUGGACAUGAUGUACCGCAAGAUCGCCAAGACCCUCAAGCGGGUGGGGUCGGAUGCCCACCCCACCGACUACCUCAGCUUCUUCUGCCUCGGUAAGCGCGAGUCUCCUGACGACGUCCCAGACGGGCUGGACCCGCCGGAGAGCGACUCUGUUGCCGAGAAAGCCCGGUCGCACAUGCGCUUCAUGAUUUACGUGCACUCCAAGAUGAUGAUAGUUGAUGAUGAGUACAUCAUCAUCGGCUCGGCCAACAUCAACGAGCGCAGCAUGAACGGCAACCGCGACACGGAGAUGGCCAUCGGCGCCUACGAAACUGACCACACGAAGGAAACUAUGGGCGACGGGCUGGUGCAAGGGGCCGUUCACACAUUCCGACGGGCGCUGUGGGCCGAACACUGCGGUGAACACAAAGAAGAACACAUCGACCCCAGUAAACUUGAGUGCAUGCAGUCGAUGCGCAGCAUCGGGCAGGAGAAUUUGCAGCAAUUCUUGGGCGAUGAACCCGAGCGCCGAGACUCGCAUCUCUUGCUGUACCCCAUCGACGUGUCGGAGUCUGGCCACGUCAAGACGAGGGACGACUGCCAGACCUUCCCUGACACCGCCGCCCCCAUCCUGGGGGGCAAGUCGUCCUUUUUACCAAAUUCCCUGACAACUUAGCGUUGAUAUUUUAAUUUUGAGACUAUAAUUCUUCUUGUUGA